Thermochaetoides thermophila DSM 1495 is the source of this 327-nucleotide messenger RNA. RefSeq lists its product as uncharacterized. Gene Ontology annotation, biological process: mitochondrial electron transport, cytochrome c to oxygen; mitochondrial electron transport, ubiquinol to cytochrome c. The transcript is spliced from 4 exons. Gene Ontology annotation, molecular function: heme binding; electron transfer activity. The record is from RefSeq and is a predicted model, not a curated record. NCBI's taxonomy places the organism in Eukaryota, Fungi, Ascomycota, Sordariomycetes, Sordariales, Chaetomiaceae. Gene Ontology annotation, cellular component: mitochondrial intermembrane space. The coding region runs from base 1 to 327 and encodes 108 amino acids.
AUGGGCUUCAGCCAGGGCGACGCUAAGAAGGGUGCCAACCUCUUCAAGACCCGCUGCGCUCAGUGCCACACCGUUGAGGCUGGCGGCGGCAACAAGACUGGCCCUGCUCUUCAUGGCCUCUUCGGCCGCAAGAGCGGUGCUGUUGAGGGCUACGCCUACACCGAUGCCAACAAGCAAAAGGGUGUCGUUUGGGAUGAGAACUCCUUGUUCGAGUACCUUGAGAACCCCAAGAAGUACAUUCCUGGCACCAAGAUGGCCUUCGGUGGUCUGAAGAAGGAGAAGGACAGGAACGACCUUAUCACCUACCUCAAGGAGGCUACUGCUUAA